This is a messenger RNA of Macadamia integrifolia, 438 nucleotides long. RefSeq lists its product as uncharacterized. The coding region runs from base 1 to 438 and encodes 145 amino acids. The transcript has a single exon. The record is from RefSeq and is a predicted model, not a curated record. NCBI's taxonomy places the organism in Eukaryota, Viridiplantae, Streptophyta, Magnoliopsida, Proteales, Proteaceae.
AUGCAUCUCCAGCCUGGACCCAGUGCCCUCACCGCUAGCUCACCUCUCCUCACUGAACCAACUUGCUACUUGCAAGCCUUAGAAUACCCUGAAUGGUGUGGUGCAGUGGCAGCAGAGUUUAAUGCUCUAAUUCGUAAUGGCACAUGGUCUCUUGUUCCACGAUCGCCUCAUAUGAACCUGGUUGGUUGUAAGUGGGUUUUCAGAAUUAAAAGGAAGGCUAACAGUUCUCUCGAACGCUACAAGGCACGCCUUGCUGCAAAGGGGUUUCAUCAACAAGAAGGAUUGGACUACAAUGAGACAUUCAGUCUCAUGGUCAAGCCUACCACGGUCCGAUCUAUCUUAGCCAUUACAGUCUCCAAAGGUUGGCCCUUUUUCCAGUUAGAUGUCAACAAUGCCUUUCUGCAUGGCAUUCUUGAUGAAGAGGUUUUUAUGGUUUAG